Molecule: messenger RNA, 2904 nt
Organism: Pollicipes pollicipes
Lineage: Eukaryota; Metazoa; Arthropoda; Thecostraca; Pollicipedomorpha; Pollicipedidae
Product: protein NYNRIN
Exons: 7
Coding region: 128-1702 (524 amino acids)
Cellular component (GO): nucleus; cytoplasmic ribonucleoprotein granule
Molecular function (GO): RNA endonuclease activity; mRNA binding
Source: RefSeq, a predicted model, not a curated record
ACCGAUGUCGCAUGAGCACACGCGGGACGGGGGCGCGAGGCCUUUGAAUUCCGAUUAGCUGAGCUGCGCGGGUCUCCGUAUGGGAUCGCCCGGUGUUCGUGAGAUUUAAAGCCAAACUCGGGAAGGGAUGGGUCGCAAACGCAGCAGCCUGCGGUAUCGUCCCUACAGUCGGAGGGCCUCCCUUCAUUUGGCCGAUCCGGAAAUCAUCGACGACGACGAGGCCGAUGACUCUAUACUGGUGGUCUUCGAGAAGGUGUGCUGCAAGGGGUCAUCUCGGCCGCCUUUCUCCGCGCUGAAGGACGGUGGGCGAACAGGCGCCACGGUGGGGGAGUCGGCUUCGGCUCUGGGUACUACGCGGGUAGGAACAAGCGCCACGGUGGUGAAGUCGGCUUCGGCUGUGGGCACUACGCGGGUAGGAACUUCAGUAAGUUCGAAUGCUGGUCUGCCAACCGAGAAGGCCGCGACGACUUCUAAGUCGAGUGAGGUGGUGAAGGAGACCUCUGGCAUCGAAAAAUCGGACGAAGCCAUCACGCCUGCCUCUGAUGUUGGUCCAAGUGAGGCGACCACAACGGUGCGGCCGGGCACGAGCGCUUCCCCCUCGAAGGGAGCUCGUGCCGGCGACGACAGCGUGUUCUCGGUCACCGCGUUGCCAUCGCCAUCCUCCAACUCCUUCUGGAGCAACACCCGCAGGGGUCCGACCACUUCGACGCCGGCGCCGCGCCGCCGCCACGACAGUGACGUCGUGGAGGUAACACCGCACGUGGUGACACUGGAGGACGGUGAGCUGGCUGACACGCCGCACGUGGUCACGCUGGAGGACGCGCCGACCGAGCUGGAGGUGACAGAGGUGCGGCGCGUGUACGCGCUCAGCACGCCGGCCGUGCGGCGCCGCGCCGCCGGCUUCUUCGAGGACAUGACGCCGGCCGUGGCCAAGCCGGCGCCGGCGACGGCCGCCGACCUGAGCGCCGACUUCCUGCCGCUGGCGACGGCUCGGACCGGCACGCUUCUGCGAGAACCGCGUGCCCCGUCGGCCGAGCGACGGGGCGCGCCGGGCGUCCCCGCCGCCGACAUCCAGUUCAACGCCGACUUCCGACGGACGUUCGCGCAGAUGCUGGGCGAGCGGGCCAAGCGGCCGGUCAUCAUCGAUGGGCCGAACGUGGCGUACGCGCACGGUCGGAACCAGACGUGCUCAGUGAAGGGCCUUACCAUCGCCUUGGACUACUUCAAGAGCCGGGGCCACCGCUGUGUGGUCUUCAUGCCCAGCAACUUUCACCGUCGCAUUCCCAGCUUGGCUGAUCGACAGCUGUUGGAGGAGAUGUACCGCAGGGGCGAUCUGUCGUACACGCCCAGCCGAAUGAUCCAAGGCAAGACGGUCACCUGUUACGACGACAGGUACGUGGUGAUGUACGCCACGAACGUGGGCGGCGUGAUCCUGUCGCGGGACCUGUACCGGGACGUGGCCGAAGAGCGGCCCGACUGGCGGCACACCAUCGAGAACAGGUUGCUGAUUCCCGUGUUCGUGGGAGACCAGCUGCUGCUGCCGCCCGACCCUCUGGGCCGGAACGGACCCGGCCUGCUGGAGUUCCUCACGUUCCCGCCCGGCGCGCCGCUGCUGCCAGGCGCCCAGCCGCCGCCCGGCUGCCCGCCGCCGCCCGGCUGCCCGCCUGGCCCGAGUCAGCCCCCCGGGGUUCAGUGCACCUGAGCAGCGCCCGCGGUGCUCCUGCCCAGCGCAGCCCAGCGUCUGCCGGCGCGACUUAGAGGCGACAGGCGGCCUCCUUCCGAGAGAGGAGACGGAGCGAUCGGUCCGGUUUGGGGAGGUUUGACUGUGGGGAUGGGUCUGAGGCCGGAGGUGGGGCGGCUGUCAGUGUUUGGGAGCGCACGGGGUGAUACUGAUGCUCCGCCCGGCGGACGGGGGCACGCUAUUUAGCGCGGCUGGGAGGCGUUGGUGGCCGACAGGCAUCACGAAUGCUCCACGGAGGGGGAGGAGGGGUGGUGACCGCUGGCAAGCGGGUCGGUCAGGAAGUGUCCCGACUUCGCUGCUUCGAACGGCUCCGCGAGCGCUACCCAGUGCGGAGAUGUACUGCCACGUACCUGAAUGUUAGUCACAGCAUUCCGCUCAAUCAGUAUGUAGGCUAGAAGUCUGUUGAAACUCGAAGACAUGUGCCUUAACGCAGGCUGCGAACGGCACGGCGACCGCCGCUUCGGCACGACGUGCCACAUUCGAGGCCGAGCAGGUUGCAGACGGGGAUCACUGGGUCUUGCAAUACGUCGCCACAGAUGGUGUCUAGUUGGACCUGUGCCAGAGGCCACAGACGGCCUCCAUAAUCGUGAAACGCUGUUGAGCUUGACCAUUACCGCUGGCGUCCUAACUAGUAAUGCUGACGCACGCGGCUUGUGAUGUGCCUUCUGUGGUGGGCAAAUCGGUGAAUACGUUUAGACGGAUGUUUUUAAUGGGUGUUUCACAAAAAUAUACGUUAUGUAUGCAGUGUGGAAAGUUGCAGUUUCGCGUCUCCGCAUGUGAAUUUAGUGCAUGCAACGGUGCCUUUCCGCCGUCCAAGUGCAAUGUUUUUUGUGCCACUUUUUCUUUAGACAAGUUAUUGGUCUCGCGUGACGCCUCCGCUCCUAAAUUGCCAAGUUCAUUCCGUAAUUUCUGAAGGCAAUUUUUUUGCUUCUCGAUUGACAUCUUGGAACACAGGCUAGAUCAAAAUUCAGAUGCACCUUGUGUGGCUCAAAGGGGGCCUUCGUCGUUCGUCGGAUACUUCAACUGUCGCGAACGGCGUUCAAUCUACGAAUGUGCCUGUUCAUCUCUUGCUUGAAUAGCUGAGCUGUACGCAGGAGGUGCUCUCCCUGCUGGUACCUUUGGCCGCUUGCUGCAACGUUCGCCGUGUAAAAGUGCGCACUUCG